This is a messenger RNA of Selaginella moellendorffii, 1108 nucleotides long. RefSeq names its product enoyl-[acyl-carrier-protein] reductase, mitochondrial. Gene Ontology annotation, molecular function: oxidoreductase activity. The coding region runs from base 41 to 1039 and encodes 332 amino acids. NCBI's taxonomy places the organism in Eukaryota, Viridiplantae, Streptophyta, Lycopodiopsida, Selaginellales, Selaginellaceae. The transcript is spliced from 5 exons. The record is from RefSeq and is a predicted model, not a curated record.
GCCAUUAAACUUUCGAGGUUUUCUGUUGCGUAGCUCCGCCAUGGCAGCGAUCACUAAUCGCGCGAUUUUGGCUAAGCGCGGCGAUGGAGGCGAGUUGGAGCUGGAGCUCACCAGCAAGCCGGUGCCGGAUCCCUCGCCAGGUCGUGUGAUUGUGCGCAUUCUUCUCAGGCCGAUCAAUCCCACGGAUCUCAUCUCCAUCCGCACUGGUCGAUUCGGGCAUCCGGUCUCUACUCCGGGCUCUGAAGGAUACGGGAUCGUUCACGCGGUUGGAGAUGGUGUCACGAAAGUGAAGGUUGGACAACGCGUAGUUCCUUUCAUGUGGGAGGGACUGAAGCAAACCGGCGAUGGCUCGUGGCAAGACUACGUCUCCGUGCGAGAAGAGAUGCUCUCUUUGGUUCCCGAUUCCAUUCCCGACGAAGUAGCGGCACAGUUUGUCAUCAAUCCCUGGACCGCCAUUGGGAUGCUCAGGGACCUUGCAACUCCUCCAGGGGAAUACAUCUUGCAAACAGCAGCUGGAUCAGUGUUAGGCAGGCAAAUCAUCCAGCUCGCGAAGCACUUGGGGAUCAAGACCAUCAACGUUGUGAGACGCGAGGAGCAAAAGGAGGAACUGAGACAACUCGGAGCUGACGAAGUUAUAUGCUCCACCACCGAAGACGUUGUUGCGAGAGUGAAGGAGAUCACGGACAAAAAACUGGUCCACGGGGCUCUAGAUUGCGUUGGAGGAGAGCUAACAAAGAGUGUGGCAGCAAGCGUGAGGCGAGGGGGCACGGUUUUCGUUUACGGUGUUCUGUCCUCCAUGGAAGCAAGCAUCCGCAUCCACGAUCUGCUCCGGCAAGUUCACGUUACCGGCUGGAUCCUCGUGAAUCACUGGGAGAUCGAGCAGGAGAGAAACGCUUUCAUCAGCGAAGCAUGGAAGCUCUUGGAAUCCAAAGUCAUCCAGCCCUUUUCCGGCAAGAGAUUCCCUCUCUCCGAGUUUAAGGCUGCGAUGGAAGCCUCGGAAACAAUGGCAAGAGGUGGAAAAGUUUUCCUUGAGAGCUGAAAGACAAGUUUAAAGCUUAUGGUUAAGUGCUAAAUAAACGUUAAGUUAAGACUCUUUUCUUUUUCAAAA